AUGUCUCACUACCGCGUCGCAGCGAUAGAUCUGUCUGGUGCGGGUGACAGUGGCUACCGCAGCCAUUAUUCACCGGAUCAGUUUGCCGCUGAGGUGGUAGGUAUUGCCGAUGACGCCGGAUUUGGCGAUGACCUCAUUGUUGUCGGCCACAGUUUUGGCGGUUUUAUCACGCUUAAAACCGGCCUUCUGUUCAACGAACGUCUGUCAGGGAUAGUGCUGGUCGAUUCGGCGGUCAGGCCGCCGGAUUUCAAGUGGGAGCGUGACCCGCGUCGCUCACCAAUAAAACCCAAACGCAUCUAUCCAACCUUUGAGGAAGCGCUGGGACGCUUUCGUCUGAUGCCGCCGCAGGAUUGCUCAAAUGAAUAUGUGCUGGACUACAUCGGGCGGCAUUCUCUGAAAGAGACGGAAGGCGGUUGGACCUGGAAGUUCGACGACCAGAUGUUCAACAAGUUUGAGUUUGGCGACAACAUGCAUGAAGAGCUGGCUUUGCUGAAAUGUCGAGUCGCUGUCAUGUAUGGUGAGAACAGCUAUCUGUUCAGCCAGGACAUUGCUGAUUUCAUGUUCGAAGUUCUGGAUGAGUCGGUUGUUGAUGCGGGUGUCCCAGGCUUUUGCUUCGGGCUCACCCCACUGGUCACCCAGCGCGUCAGCCACGGUAUUGCGCAGCGCGCCGAGAAAGGCAGGGUACAUUUCAAGGUGUACCGCAUAAGCGCUGAUAUGGUUGGUCACUUCCCAGCGCAGAUAAUCGUUGGUGCUGGCCGCAUCUUCGUCGAGCAGCAGUUCGAUGGUCUGUGCCAGCAUGCGGCCUUUCAUGCCUUCAUCAGAGUGUGCCAUCAGCUCGGAAGCCUCUGGAUUGGCAUCAAAAAAUGUUUUGUAAACAGCUGGAGAGAUAUCUCCCGCGCGUUCACCACAUCGUUCCAGGCCAACAGUUAUUCAGCAGAAUCGAUCUCCAAUCUGGGCUUCGACUGGGUCUGUGUUGAUCUGCAGCAUGGGAUUAUCGACUACACCGACCUGGCGCAGAUGUUACCUGCCAUAUCCACUACCGAGACAACACCCAUUGUCCGCGUGCCUUGGAAUGAACCCUACGAGAUCAUGAAAGUGCUGGACGCUGGCGCUUACGGCGUCAUUGUGCCAAUGGUUAAUAACCGCAGUGAAGCGGAGCAGGCGGUUCACGCCUGCCGCUAUCCGCCGCUGGGUAACCGUUCCUUCGGACCGAUCCGGGGUGCGCUCUACGGUGGUCGUGGCUAUGCUCAGGAAGCCAAUGAUCAACUGGCGUGUAUAGCCAUGAUCGAAACCCGGGAAGGUAUCGAUAACGUUGAAGAAAUUGUCACAACACCUGGCCUCAAUGGUAUUUACAUCGGGCCUGCUGACCUGGCUCUGGCGAUGGGGCUGGAUGUUUACGGUGACCAGCCACAGGAAGAACAUCUGGAGAUGGUCAAAUAUAUCCAGAGUGUCUGUCUGAAACACAAACAGGCCAUUGGUAUCCACACUUCCAGUCUGGAAUACGCGCAGAAGUAUCUGAGUCUCGGCUUUAACUUCGUUACCCUGGGCAGCGAAAGUGGCCAUAUGAUGAAAAAUGCGAGCCGGGAGCUGGCGGCCGCUCGGGGUACAGUCCAGGCAGAACGUGAAAGCACCGGUGGGGAGCUUGCCCAGCAUCUUUUGCAGAAGUAUGACGUCAAAGGUGUCGGUGUAGAGGCGACUGAGGCAGGGGAUCAUUACGAUCCCAGUGCAAAAAUGGUGCGGCUCUCUGAGGCCAAUUUUAAUGGCAAAUCGCUGACCGCAGUAGCGAUUGCUGCUCACGAAGUCGGCCAUGCUUUGCAGGAUCACAUGGGCGAUAAACAUCUGGCAGCAAGAACGCGGCUGGCACCGCUGGCUGAUCGCAUCGCACGCAUCUCCAGUGCAGCCAUCUGGCUUGCCCCUGUAGUCGGCUUGUUAACCCGGCACCCCAUACCUUUUUCCGGCCUGAUUCUAAUCGGUAUGAGUGGUCUGGUGGCCCGCAUGUUAGUACAUCUGGUGACAUUGCCUACAGAAUGGGAUGCCAGCUUCGGCAAAGCUUUGCCUGCAUUGGAAGAAGGCCAGUACAUUGCGCCAGGAGAAGAGCACACCAUUCGCAGAAUAUUGCGCGCAGCCGCUCUUACAUACUUUGCUGCAGCGCUUGCGGAUGUUCUGAAUCUAUUUCGCUGGGAAGUGCGCGCCUUUGAGCAUCAGUUGGAGGAAUCUCUGCGCAACCCGGAAGGCUGGUACACGAGUUUUGUGCCUGCGGUGCGACCGGGUUACAGCGGCGUUGGCAUCUACAGCCGCACGAAACCUGAUCGGGUCAUCAACAUUCUGGGCGACGAGCAAUACGAUGUGGAAGGUCGUUUCAUGGUUGCGCAAUAUGGCCGUACCUCUGUCGCCUCGGUGUAUUUUCCCAAAGGCAGCGGUAAAGAUCGUGAUAACUCAAGGGUGCCCUAUAAGCUGGGUUUUUACCGAAAGGUUUUCGAAACCGUAGAAAAGCUGAAGAAACGGGGUCCGGUUUUUGUGACCGGAGACUACAACACCGCGCACACUGAAAUAGAUCUGGCGCGUCCGAAAACCAAUAAGAAAUCCAGCGGCUUCCUGCCUGAGGAGCGAGAGGAAAUAAGCCGCUGGUUGGCAGCGGGUUGGGUAGAUACUUUCCGCACGCAGCAUCCAGAUGAAGAAGGUCAUUACACCUGGUGGCGCCAGUUUGGUGGGGCCCGUGAAGAUAAUGUGGGCUUUGCACCCGUCAAUAUGGAGUGUGACGUCUACGACAUGGUUGUCGAAGGCGAAAUACCACACGCGCUACGGGGUACGUUCUACCGUAAUGGCCCCAACCCACAAUUUGCCCCGCGUGGCGAUUACCACUGGUUUGGCGGCGACGGCAUGAUUCAUGCGUUUCAUUUAGGUGACGGCAAAGCCUCGUAUAAGAAUCGUUGGGUGAAAACAAAAAAAUGGCAGGUGGAACAUGAGGCUGGCCGAUCCCUGUUCAGUGCGUUUAAUCCCCUUGAUAACGAUGAAAGCGUGGCGGGGAUGGAAACAGAUGGCCUAGCCAAUACCAACAUCGUCUGGCAUGGCGGGAAGUUGCUCGCGCUGGAAGAAGCCCAUGCACCGUUUGAACUGGAUCCUGUGACGCUAGAGUCUGUCGGCGCUCAUACCUUCGGGGGUAAGUUGCAGGGGCCCAUGACGGCCCACCCGAAAAUUGAUCCGGAAAAUGGCGAGAUGCUGUUCUUUGGUUACAACAUCGACGGUAUGUUGUCCGAAAACAUGUCUUUUCACGUGGUAGAUAAAGACGGCAACCUGGUCCGGUCUGAAACGUUCAAAGCACCUUACUCAGCCAUGGUGCACGAUUUUAUGGUUACCAGAGACCACGUGAUCUUUCCGAUCAUGCCGUUAACAGGUUCUCUUGAACGUGCCAUGCAGGGUGCUCCGGUUUACGCCUGGGAGCCUGAGAAAGGGGUGCAUAUCGGUAUCAUGCCGCGAAAUGGCAGCGUUAAAGAUUUACGCUGGUUCCGUGGUGAGCCCGGCUAUGUGUUCCAUCCAAUGAACGCACACUCUGAUGGCGAUACAGUGGUUUGUGACGUAUGUGAGUUUGAGCAGGCGCCACUGUUUCCUGGACCGGACGGCACCCCGGGAGACCCGAACAAGGCGAUUCCACGCCUGACCCGCUGGUCGUUUGAUCUGGCCAAGAACACCGAUGACUACAAAUGGGAACGUCUGGAUGAUAUUGCGUGUGAAUUUCCGCGCCUGGAUGAGCGUCGCUCCGGUCUUUCCUACCGACAUGGAUAUGUCGCCUGUGACACCCGGCCGAAGUUCAAGGUUGGUGGUUUUAAUGCGAUCGCUCACGUCGACCAUAAAACCGGUGCCAUGGAUUUGUACGACGUCGGUGAGGCGUGCGCCACCAAUGAACCGAUAUUUGUACCUGCCAGCGAUGAUGCACCUGAAGUCAUCUGGUGA
Symbiodinium pilosum is the source of this 3951-nucleotide messenger RNA. The record is from the annotation of a GenBank genome assembly. Lineage: Eukaryota; Dinophyceae; Suessiales; Symbiodiniaceae.